GGAAGCCCAGCUUCAGGUUGGCGGCGAGGCGAGGCCAGGUUCGGCUCGGCCGGCUGGCCGGGCGGCGGAAGGGGCAGAGCGGCCACAAUGAGGUACUGCCGCCUCUGCGCCUUCGACGCCGCCCGAGGGCCUAGGCGGCUGAUGCGCGUCGGCCUCGCACUCAUCCUGGUGGGCCACGUGAACCUCCUGGUGGGAGCUGUGCUGCAUGGGACUGUCCUGCGGCAUGUGGCCAACCCUCGUGGCGCGGUCACGCCGGAGUAUACCACCGCCAAUGUCAUCUCGGUGGGCUCAGGACUGCUGAGUGUUUCCGUGGGACUUGUGGCCCUCUUGGCGUCCAGGAACCUUCUUCGUCCACGACUGCACUGGGCCCUGCUGUCGCUGGCCUUGGUGAACCUGCUCUUGUCUGCUGCCUGCUCCAUGGGCCUCCUCCUUGCUGUGUCGCUCACUGUUGCCAAUGGUGGCCGCCGUCUUAUUGCUGAUUGCCAUCCGGGACUGCUGGAUCCAUCCAUACCGCUGGACCAAGGGCCUGGACACACUGACUGCCCCUUUGAUCCCACAAGAAUUUAUGAUACAGCCUUGGCGCUGUGGAUCCCUUCUCUGUUCAUGUCUGCAGCAGAGGCUGCGCUUUCUGGUUACUGUUGUGUGGCUGCACUCACCCUGCGGGGAAUUGGGCCCUGUAGGAAGGAAGGGUUGCAGGGGCAGCUGGAGGAACUAACAGAGCUUGAACCUCCUGAGUGUAAAAGGCAGGAAAAUGUGCAGCUGCUCCGUCACCAUCAGGAUUUCCAGGCCUCACAGAGAACCUGGGUUUAGCACAGGUAAAGCCCUGGGACGGGUGCAUUCC
Molecule: messenger RNA, 841 nt
Organism: Acomys russatus (golden spiny mouse)
Lineage: Eukaryota; Metazoa; Chordata; Mammalia; Rodentia; Muridae
Gene: Krtcap3
Product: keratinocyte associated protein 3
Exons: 6
Coding region: 88-810 (240 amino acids)
Source: RefSeq, a predicted model, not a curated record